Messenger RNA from Lagopus muta (rock ptarmigan), 1334 nucleotides. RefSeq names its product transaldolase 1 (gene TALDO1). The record is from RefSeq and is a predicted model, not a curated record. The transcript has 8 exons. Gene Ontology annotation, molecular function: transaldolase activity. Gene Ontology annotation, biological process: pentose-phosphate shunt, non-oxidative branch; carbohydrate metabolic process; pentose-phosphate shunt. Gene Ontology annotation, cellular component: intracellular anatomical structure; cytoplasm. Bases 116 to 1129 code for a protein of 337 amino acids. NCBI's taxonomy places the organism in Eukaryota, Metazoa, Chordata, Aves, Galliformes, Phasianidae.
CCUCCCCCGAGCCGAGGGUGUCGGGAGCGAGCGGCGGGUGCGCGCGCAGGCAGGCUCCCCUCCGGGCACGCAGCGUUCCUUUAAGGCGGUCGCAGCACCUCCCGUCUUUGGAGUUAUGUCGGUGUCUCCCGUGAAGCGGCAGAAGAUGGAGUCGGCGCUGGAGCAGCUGAAGCACCACACUACGGUGGUGGCCGACACCGGGGAUUUCAACGCAAUCGAUGAGUACAAGCCCCUGGAUGCCACCACAAACCCAUCUCUGAUACUGGCUGCUGCUCAGAUGCCUGCAUACCAGAAACUUGUGGAUGAUGCGGUUGCAUAUGGAAAAAAACUUGGGGGGUCAGAAGAUGAGCAAAUCCAAAAUGCUUGUGACAAACUUUUUGUAUUGUUUGGAGCUGAAAUAUUGAAGAGGAUACCUGGCCGUGUGUCCACAGAAGUAGAUGCAAGGUUGUCUUUUGAUAAAGAAGGAAUGAUUCAGAGGGCCAGGCGUCUGAUUGACCUUUAUAAGGAAGCAGGAAUUGGUAAAGAUCGGAUUCUCAUAAAGCUUUCUUCAACAUGGGAAGGAAUUCAGGCUGGCAAGGUUCUGGAAGCAGAGUACGGGAUUCAUUGCAACAUGACCUUGCUGUUCUCCUUUGCUCAGGCAGUCGCCUGUGCUGAAGCUGGGGUUACACUGAUCUCCCCAUUUGUAGGACGCAUCCUGGAUUGGCAUCUUGCUAAUGGAGAUAAGAAAACCUAUGAACCUUCGGAAGAUCCAGGAGUGAAGAGUGUCACCAAGAUCUAUAAUUACUACAAAAAGUUUGGCUACAAAACCAUUGUGAUGGGUGCUUCAUUUCGAAAUACAGGAGAAAUCAAAGCGCUCACAGGCUGUGACUAUCUCACUAUUUCACCCAAGCUUUUGGCAGAGCUCAGCAAAGAGCAUGUGAAGCUAACUCCCACACUCAGUGUUAAGGAGGCUCAGGCCUGUGACCUUGAGAAGAUCCACCUCGACGAGAAGGCAUUCCGCUGGCACCACAACGAAGACCAAAUGGCUGUGGAGAAACUGUCUGAUGGGAUCAGAAAAUUUGCUGCAGAUGCAAUAAAAUUAGAGAAGAUGUUAAAGGAGCGAAUGUUCAGCGCUGAGAAUGGGAAGUAAAAGAGUCAGAGUUCUCCUGACUGCUUAAGGCUGAAUGAGCGGAUCACCUGAAAUUAAAUGGAUGUACAAAUGUCUUACCUGUAAAAGUCUUCUGUUGUGUAUGCAUAGAUUUCUGUAUUAUGCUUUUUUAAAAAAACAAUUUGUAAAGGGACAAAGCUUCAUUGUUUUUGUGGCACUUUGAUAAUAUAUGCAAAUUAACACCUAC